Sorghum bicolor (sorghum) is the source of this 3100-nucleotide messenger RNA. Its product is annotated as wall-associated receptor kinase 3. Gene Ontology annotation, biological process: cell surface receptor signaling pathway; protein phosphorylation. The transcript is spliced from 4 exons. Bases 2 to 2824 code for a protein of 940 amino acids. The record is from RefSeq and is a predicted model, not a curated record. Gene Ontology annotation, cellular component: plasma membrane. Lineage: Eukaryota; Viridiplantae; Streptophyta; Magnoliopsida; Poales; Poaceae. Gene Ontology annotation, molecular function: ATP binding; calcium ion binding; protein serine/threonine kinase activity.
CAUGAGCUCGAUUAGAGUAAUAGUUUGUGCCAUGGCGUUCGUUUUGGCGUGCUUGGCGGCCAUGCCGCUUGCAUCCGUUACCUCGGACGACGACGGAGGGAUACUGCAUAUCCCGACCACUGCGUCCAUAGCUCACUGCCCCUCCAGCUGCGGGGACGUCAACAUCUCCUACCCGUUCGGCAUCGGGGCCGGCUGCUUCCGACAAGGUUUCCAGUUCGAGCUUACCUGCAACCACACCACUCAACCUCCAAAGUUGUUUCUGGGUAACAGCAAAACUCAGGUUACUGACAUGUUUGGUUCUUCGGUUUUGGUCUCAGCUAUGUUCUUUAACAGUAGCUUUGAAGAAUCUGUUACGAACACCUAUAAUAUAUCUUGGGAUGCCCCCGCUAAGGGUAUUACUAUCGUCAAUUAUAACGCUUUCUUCUUCCUUGGCUGUGAUUUCGAUGUUGACUUAUUCGAUUAUGUAAGGAACCCUAUCGGCUCCUGCAUGAGCAGGUGCCAUGGCAAGGUAUUGCCGAAUCAAGGGCCUUGCAAUGGGUUUGGUUGUUGUUCCAUCAUUCUACAAAACAGCAUCUCAGGCUUUCAGGGAACAAUUGCUCGAGCCGGUAAUAUGUCAGCACAGUACCCUGGCAUCAUGGCUUUCAUGUCUGGACAAUAUGACGUGGAGAAUGCGACUGAUCUUUUCUCAAGUUGGACAAAUGCAAGCGACAUUUAUGGUGCUAUACUUGAGGUUGCCAUCAUGGACCAACCAAGCUGCAAAAGCGCACAAAUGAACAACGCAAGUUAUGCUUGUGGUGGCACCGACAGCGUUUGUAGAAAUGCAUUACAAGGAGGUUACACCUGCCACUGCUCCAACUACAAUUAUUAUUAUGGCACUACCAAUAAUCCUUACCUUUCGGAAGGAUGCAGGCAAGAUUAUUACAACACUAAGCCUAAAGAGCAUUGCCAGAGGUCAUGUGGAAACAUGACCAUUCCCUUCCCUUUCGGGCUCGAAGAAGAUUGUUAUGGAAACGAAAGCUUCCAGCUUAAUUGUACAACAGCUAACACUACGCUUUUCAGCUCAGGACGUGCACAAUAUCGCGUGCUUAAUGUGUCAGUUGAAGAUGGGACUCUGAUUGUAAGCAACAUACUAAACAACAAUGCAAGCUCCAUGGAAGAAGUGAUAAUAGUUAAUACCGACAAGCAAGGAUAUACUGACUUCGAAGGCCCUGUGGAAGAUCGAUUUGAUUUUUCUAUGGAAUAUGACAUUGUUAUAAGAUGGGCAAUAACAAAUUCAACUUGCCAGCAAGCUAAGCAGAAUAAUAGCAACUAUGCAUGCCGUAGCAUAAACAGUUCUUGCCUAAACGUAACCCAUGGGAACAUAUUUAUGGGGUAUCGUUGCAAUUGUUCUUCUGGAUUCCAAGGAAAUCCGUACAUACAGGACGGCUGCAAAGAUAUUGAUGAAUGCUUACUGCCAAACUACUGCAAUGGUAUAUGUGAAAAUAUUCCUGGAAGCUAUAAAUGCACGCUAUGUCCUCACAAUAAAGAAUAUGAUUCUAUUAAGGGGCGGUGUGUCAUAUCCACUAAGCAACGGAAUCUUCUUAUGGGUAUUGCAAUUGGAACUGGUUGUGGCCUUGGCUCUAUACUUAUUGCAUUGGGUGCAAUUCUACUUGUCAAUAAGUGGAAGAAAGGCAUCCAAAAUAGAAUCCGACGAGCAUACUUCAAGAAAAAUCAAGGUUUGCUAUUGGAGCAACUGAUCUCAGAUGAAAGCGCUACAAGCAAAACAAAGAUAUUCUCAUUGGAGGAACUAGAGGAGGCGACUAACAACUUUGAUGCUACUCGUGUUCUUGGUCGUGGAGGACAUGGAACAGUUUAUAAAGGGAUUCUAUCAGACCAACGUGUGGUGGCCAUAAAAAAAUCCAAAAUAGUUGAGCAAAUAGAGAUAGACCAAUUUAUCAAUGAGGUGGUCAUUUUAUCUCAAAUCAUUCACCGUAAUGUGGUGAAACUAUUUGGUUGCUGCCUAGAAGAUGAGGUUCCCUUGCUUGUCUAUGAGUUCAUUUCAAAUGGAACUCUAUAUGAACUUCUUCAUACAGACACCACAGUAAAAUGCUUGCUUUCAUGGGAUGAUCGCAUUAGGAUUGCAGUGGAAGCAGCAGGGGCUCUAGCUUAUCUACACUCAGCAGCUACAAUACCAAUUUUUCACAGAGAUGUAAAGUCUUCAAAUAUACUACUGGAUGGCAACUUCACCACAAAGGUUUCAGAUUUUGGUGCUUCAAGAUCUCUUUCACUUGAUGAGACCCAUGUGGUGACAAUUGUUCAAGGAACAUUCGGUUACCUGGAUCCAGAGUAUUAUCAUACCGGUCAACUAACGGAGAAGAGUGAUGUAUACAGUUUUGGAGUAAUACUUGUGGAACUUUUGACAAGGAAGAAGCCAAUUUUUAUUAAUGAUUUAGGUGCAAAGCAAAGCUUGUCCCAUUUCUUCAUUGAAGGACUUCACCAAGGGUCUCUUAUUGAAAUAAUGGAUACUCAAGUUGUGGGAGAAGCAGACCAGGAAGAGAUUAGUGAAAUUGCCUUACUUACAGAAGCAUGCUUAAGGGUAAAAGGAGGAGAGCGACCAACUAUGAAAGAAGUAGACAUGAGGUUACAAUUCUUAAGAACAAAGAGGCUGAGAAAAAUACAUCAUUUACCUCAAAAGGAUGGAGAUAUUGAACCUUUGUUGUAUGGAAAAUCCAAGAACUCACUUGAACAUAUCGAUCUUAUUAAUGCUGCACAUAUACCACCUCAAGAGACCUCGAGAUGCUACAGUUUGGAGCAAGAAUUUGUAUCUUCGUUCAAGCGACGCUAACUACAUUCGGGCAAGAUUAUAGAGGGCUUGCUUAUAUACUGCUACAUUUGAGAUAUCAUCUAUUUAGAAGUUACAUUUAAUUUCGUUUUAUGUGUAAUAUGCACAAUGUAUUGUAGAGCAGAUGGCUUGUAUCAUGCUAUAUGAUGGCUUGUAUCCUUUUACAUAUUUCUGUAGAUGCGUAUAGGGUAUAACAUCAAGUCCAUGUAUUAAAGAUAAGGUUCUAUAAGAACAAAGUUGUGGUUGUAGAAAAGUAUAUUGAUUAUUUGUUUGGCUCAA